GGAUAAGGUGUGCGAUCAGGUCAUAAGAAUAACUACCACUACAAAGUCCCAUUGAAAAUGUUUACCGGGUUAAUUGAACACAUCGGAACUGUACUUGAAUACAUUCCUAUUGAUAGCACGUCAUCAGGUGGUGGAGGUGUUUCCAUUACUAUUGGUGAUUGUGCCCCCAUUCUCGUUGAUGUACAUUUAGGUGACUCAAUUUCCACCAAUGGAGUAUGUUUAACGGUGACUGAAUUUGAUCAAGAAAAGACGCAAUUUAAAGUUGGAGUCGCACCUGAAACUUUACGUAGAACUGAUCUUGGAGACCUUGUAAAAGGUUCCAAAGUAAACUUGGAAAGAGCAGUAACCAGUGAUGUUAGAUUGGGUGGUCAUGUUGUACAGGGACAUGUUGAUACCAUUGCCACUAUCACGAAAAGAGUACCAGAUGGGAAUGCCAUCAAUUUCACAUUCGAGUUGAGAGACAAACAAUACAUAAGCUAUAUUGUAGAAAAGGGGUUCAUUGCUAUUGAUGGUACUUCAUUAACAGUUACACAUGUUGAUCAUCAAACUGCACAAUUUCUGAUUAUGCUUAUCAGUUAUUCACAAAGUAAAGUGGUCCUCCCAUUAAAACAAGAAUCAUCUACAGUAAACAUUGAAGUUGAUUUAACGGGGAAAUUAAUUGAAAAGCAAAUUGAAGUCAAUUUAAAUGCUCAAAUAAAUAAUAAGGAUAGUGCAUUAACAAGAUUAAUUGAAUCAAUUGUUGAAAAAAAAUUACAAGAAUUGAAAUAAAUUAAAAGAAAGAUUAGGCAUGGUUCUAGGUUGAUGAUUGUGAAGAUACAUUAAGUAAUCUAUAGUAUAUACAUUAUGAAAAAGAAGAAAUGAAUCAUUCAA
Molecule: messenger RNA, 870 nt
Organism: [Candida] anglica
Lineage: Eukaryota; Fungi; Ascomycota; Pichiomycetes; Serinales; Debaryomycetaceae
Source: the annotation of a GenBank genome assembly